AUGUUGUCCGAGUCGCGUCUUGCACGUGAACACGCGCGCACUCGUGGGGCCUACGAAGCCUCUCCUCGUGCUCCUCGUCAAGACUGCUCCAGGCGACACUACAGCGUCCCGCUGCGAUAUGCAGUAAUGGCAAUGCCUCGUUAUCUUACAGCGCAGAAGAUCAGUCUUCUCGUCUUGACACGGCUAUAUUGUAGCUCUACCCUUCCAUCCUCUGCAACAAUACCCGUUCUAUCAUUCAUUCUCGCAAGCAACAUACCUGCGGCAUCAUCUAGCGCGCGGGCUCGACGAUCUUCAAUCCCGGCUCGACAAGAUGCUUCCAUGUCAAUAGACGAAUUUGAAGAUGUUCUUCAGGGCCACGCUUCCAGUAUGCCUGGUCGGACGUUGUUGGAUAUCUUCCUCAAGCACAUGUGGGAAAUCAAUUCCUUCGACGCACUGCACACCUUGUUUGACAGUAUCAAGGAAUUGAUUGAGAUGCCGCCAUCGGAGUCCCAGGAUGGAGAGGCACCAGAUCGGAUCUAUCUUUCCAAGACAUCUCCACUAGGCGUGUUUGUCCGCAGGGCCCAUUUGGAAUUCACCAGGCUACAAUUUGACGAUUCGAUGAAGCUAUGGUCCUCUUUCAUCAGAUAUAGAGCACCCACAGCGCAAUGGACGAAGAGAUUGGCAGGGCUGGCCUCAAGUGGAGUAGACACUGUGGUAUCGGAGAUGGGCUUGAGUUCUGGCGAUCCUGUUUUCGAAGUUGCAUACGGACAUCUGCAAGAUGAGGAGGAGCACAAAGAGGCGACCAGCACAGAUGACCUGGACCGGAUACUGGACUUCCAACUCGAGCGACUGCAGAAAUUUGGUAAUCGCGUUCCGGAAACCAUGAAGAUUCAGCUUCGUAAAAUGGUCAACUCAUCAGGCCUCGUCCAUCGCCAGGCGCAUCUGGUACAGUUCUUUGAUGCAUGGAAAGCUGGAGACUACACUUCGGCAUUUGACCAUCUUCAUCGCUACUACGAUUACGCCAUGCAUACUCGCGAGAAGAUUCAUUACCAGUAUGCACUACUCCAUAUGGCAAUCUUGCAGGCAGACUUUGGCUGCUUCGGCGAAGCUAUAGCAGCCAUCAACGAGACUAUUGCUACAGCUCGAGAAAACCAAGAUAUGACGUGUCUGAGUUUCAGCUUAAGCUGGUUGAAUCACAUGGCCAAAGCAUAUCCCAAACAAAUGAAGGGCGCAGGAUACAUGAGUAUGCUCGGCAGCGAGAGAGAUGCCUUGACAUUCCUCAAGGCAAAAGCGAAGGAGAACAAGAUGUGGACACUGUUGAGCGCAAGUUUGCUAAACGAAGCCAAGUUGGCUCUUUCAACAGGCGACUCUGUGCCGCGAGCGCUUGAGCACAUUUAUCAAGCAUCCCAUCUUACCAUCAGAGAGAACGUCAACAUCUUCGGCAGCCAGAUGUUACUUACAUCCACGCUCUACUCCCGUCUUGGUAUACCACACAUGUCCCAUGUACACUGUGAGCUUCUCCUCGACUGCUACGACUACUCAUGUCCUGUUGACGAGCGCAUUCGGGCUAUCGGACGACGAGCUUUCAUCAUCAGUCAAGAAGGUCGCUACAAUGAGGCAAUAGCUACACUAGAAGCCAUCGACCCGUCGCUACGCAAGUCGCUCAAGUUUCACCAAUAUAUUCUUCAUUGCAUCGGUCUUAUGAAGCUGAAGCGAGCUAUCCGGAGAUCGGACUGGGCAACUUGCACUCAUCUCCUCGAAACCCUCAAACCCCCCUCCGAUCCCAUCGCAGACCCUCUCGACCCGGAGCUCUCGUUUCUCCAACAUGAGAUCUACAUCGACUACCUCAUCUCCCGUGGCUCCUACUCCGAAGCCUUCAGCGCCAUAUCCACUCUCGCGCAGUCACUCAAGGAAGACAAUGCGGACACGCUGCAACGCGUGGCUGUCCUGCUCAUGAAAGCGAUUCUCUUUGCAAAUAUUGGAAAGCCAGAGAAGGGCUUUAGCGUUGCGCUUCGAGCGGCGAGCGUUAGCUACAGGGCCCGCCUGAUGCCGAGUCUGUGGAAUAGCGUGGGCCUGUUGGGGAAUAUACUGAACUCGCUGGGGGAAUGUGAAAGCGCGAGACGCUUGAUUGAAGGCGUGCUGCCGCAGGCCCUCGAAGGUUCAGACCACAUGCUCGUUGCCACUCUCUACUCUCAUCUCGCCGACUCCUACAUGGGCCUUGCCAGUCCAGAUCCCAACCCAGAUCCCAGUCCAGAUGAACAAAAGGCUCCAGCUACUCCUUCCUCUCCCAAGACGACACGGUCCCGAGCGGGCAAGAUUGCAAAGGCGGAGCUGUACAUUGAUCGUGCGCGGGAGUACUACAAGAAGUGCGACUACCUGGAUGGCGAGUGCGAGCAGCUGAUGAAGAAGGCUAUUAUUGCGAAGUUGAGGGGUGAUGAGAAGUUGGCGGAGGAAUGGGCACAAAACCAUAAUCGGGUGUGGGAAGAAGGGAUGCGGAGGAUUGAGGUGGAUGUGUGA
Messenger RNA from Plenodomus lingam JN3, 2496 nucleotides. RefSeq lists its product as uncharacterized. Lineage: Eukaryota; Fungi; Ascomycota; Dothideomycetes; Pleosporales; Leptosphaeriaceae. The record is from RefSeq and is a predicted model, not a curated record. Gene Ontology annotation, biological process: protein K11-linked ubiquitination; anaphase-promoting complex-dependent catabolic process; positive regulation of mitotic metaphase/anaphase transition. Gene Ontology annotation, cellular component: anaphase-promoting complex. Gene Ontology annotation, molecular function: protein binding.